Molecule: messenger RNA, 2060 nt
Organism: Lutra lutra (Eurasian river otter)
Lineage: Eukaryota; Metazoa; Chordata; Mammalia; Carnivora; Mustelidae
Product: tripartite motif-containing protein 10-like
Exons: 8
Coding region: 180-1640 (486 amino acids)
Molecular function (GO): zinc ion binding; protein binding
Source: RefSeq, a predicted model, not a curated record
CUGCAGCCCAGACAGUGCCUGAGGACGGCUCUGGAAUGCCGGGCCCCUCCUUCCUCCCUCUCCUGGAGCGGGGGCGUCUGCUCCUUUGGGAGGAGGACAAGAGGACCGUGGCAUCAGAUCCUUCCAACUCAGCCCUGCACAGAGAGUGACCUUGAGGUGCCAACGGGCACAGCGGGGCCAUGGCCGCAGCUGCCUCCGUGACCAGCCUGGCGGAUGAGGUCAACUGCCCCAUCUGCCAGGGCACCCUGAGGGAGCCGGUCACCAUCGACUGUGGCCACAACUUCUGCCGGGGCUGCCUCACACGCUACUGCGAGAUCCCAGGCACGGACCCCGGGGAGGCCCUCCACGGGGAGGCCCUCCCCUGCCCCCUCUGCAAGGAGCCCUUCCGCCCGGGGAGCUUCCGGCCCAACUGGCAGUUGGCCAGCGUGGUGGAGAGCAUUGAGCACCUCAAGCUGGUGUCUUCGCCGGACUCCGAGGCAGAGGACAUCUGCAGGGAGCACGGGGAGAAGGUCUACUUCUUCUGUGAGGACGAUGAGACACAGCUGUGCGUGGUGUGCCGGGAGGCCUGGGAGCACCGGGCCCACACCGUGCGCUUCCUGGACGAGGCAGCAGGGCCCUACAGGGAACAAAUACAGAAGUGUCUUGAGUGUCUAAGGAAAGAGAGAGAGGAGAUUCAAAGAAUCCAGUCGAGAGAAAACGAAAGGAUACAAGUCCUCCUGUGUCAGGUCGCCACCAAGAGGCAGAAAGUGGUCUUCGAGUUUGCACACCUCAGCCAGUUCCUGGAGGAGCAGCAGAGCAUCCUCCUGGCCCAGCUGGAGAAGCUGGAUGGGGACAUCCUGAAGCAACAGGACGCGUUCGAUGUCCUGGUCAGCGAGGAGAUCUGUCGGUUCAGCAGCCUGAUCUCUGAGCUGGAGGAGAAGAACGGGAGGCCAGCCCGGGAGCUCCUGACGGACAUCAGAAGUACUCUGAUAAGAUGUGAAACCAGAAAGUGCCGGAAACCAGAGGCUGUGUCCCCUGAGCUGGGCCAGAGGAUUCGGGACUUCCCCCAGCAGGCUGUCCCGCUGAGGAGGGAGAUGGAGAUGUUUCUGGAGAAGCUGUGCUGCGAACUGGACUCUGAGCCAGCGGACAUCUGCCUGGACCCCCAGACCUCCCACCCCAAGCUCCUCUUAUCUGAGGACCGGCGGCGCGCGCAGUUCUCCUACAAGUGGCAGAGCUCGCCAGACAGCCCCCAGCGCUUUGACCGGGCCACCUGUGUCCUGGCCCUCAGUGGCUUCACGGCGGGGAGACACACGUGGCUGGUGAAGGUGGACCUGGCCCACGGGGGCAGCUGCACGGUGGGCGUGGUGAGCGAGGCCGUGAGGCGGAAGGGGGAGCUGCGGCUGCGGCCAGAGGAGGGUGUGUGGGCCGUGAGGCUGGCCUGGGGCUUCGUGUCAGCGCUGGGCUCCUUCCCCACGAGGCUGGCGCUGCAGGAGCAGCCCAGGCAGGUGCGCGUGUCCCUGGACUACGAGGUGGGCUGGGUGACCUUCGUCAACGCAGUCAGCCAGGAGCCCAUCUACACCUUCACGGCCUCCUUCACCCAGAAGGUCUUUCCCUUCUUUGGGCUCUGGGGCCGAGGGUCCAGCUUCUCCGUGAGUUCCUGAGAGAGGCGGUCACUCUCUGCCGGGACCAGCUCCCCGGAGGAUGGUGCGAACGCCACCCCUGCCAGCUCCCCGGGGGACGGGGUGGAAGCCCGGCAGGGUGAGGACUUGAAGGGCAAGGUGGGUGACCCCAUGUGCUGAUCAGGCCUCUUCCCUGACACCUGUGGACAGCCUGGGGCUCCAGGGACACAGGAGUCCUGGGCUGGGGCCAGAAGACUGGGCUGGAGACCAGCCUGUGGCCACCACUGUGUGAUCUGGGACAAGGCACCUCUCUUCAUUCUGUCUUUUUCCAGAGAAAUGAGGGUUCGUAUACGUGUGCCUUCGGGAAACAUUUUUUGUGUGCUACCUGUGAACCAGGCAGGAUGGGGGCCACUGCUGCUGUGAAAAUGAAAAAAAUCUGGCAUCUGGAGGAGCUCCCGGACU